AUCACGAAAUGGGUUCACUGUCUUUCACCAUUCCAAAGCGCUUGUUAACUCACGACCUGUCGAAUGCGGGGAAUACCCGAGCGAUUGAGUCUUACCGGAUGUCGCUUUAUCGGGAUUUCAAAGUCGUAACCGCCGACAGGAUGUCGCGAUAGCUUGCACCUCACUACUCCGCAUCAUGAGCGAGCCGGUCGACUUAUAAAAUGGCAUUAUUUGCGCCUGAUGGGAGUAGAAGGAAAGGCAAAAUUAAGAUACAAAACAAUCGAUCGCAUUUACCACCUACAUCUGAAAUCUGAAGCAUUCCGCCAGCUUGAAUUAUGGCUCCUACAGCUAUUGACACCGAGGUGCCUCUCCACACCAGCAACAAGACCUCACUUCCGACCCCACUGAAGUCGUCGAAUUCAUUGGAACAAUAUGAGUCUUUUGAUGUUACCCCGAACAUCGGUCGCGAGUUCCCAAAGGCAAACCUGGUCGACUGGCUCAAUGCCCCCAACGCCGAUGAGCUGAUUAGAGAUCUUGCCAUCACGAUCUCGCAACGUGGUGUCGUCUUCUUCCGUGCUCAGGACAACCUGACCAAUGAUCUGCAAAAGCAACUAAUCCUCCGAUUGGGAGAGCUCACCGGCCGACCCUCCGACUCCGGGCUCCACAUCCACCCGGUCCUCAACUCGGAGCGGGAACUGGGUGGGGCUGACCCGGAGAUCAGCACUAUCAGCUCUGUGCAGCACAAGAAGAUCUAUCGCAAGCCUUUGGAGGGUGAGGAGCUUAGCCCCAAGAAGCAGUCGACUGCACAAUGGCACAGUGAUAUUGCUUUCGAACCUGUCCCGGCCGACUACUCAUCUUUGCGCCUCGUUGAGCUCCCCAAGACUGGCGGCGAUACUCUUUGGGCAUCCGGAUAUGAGAUUUAUGACCGUCUCAGCACUCCCUACCAGAAGUUCUUGGAGAGCCUUACAGUCACUUUUGAACAGCCUGGUUUUGCAGCCGCUGCCGAGCGUGGCGGCUUUCAGCUUUAUGAUAAGCCGCGUGGUAACCCGAAGAAUAUUGGCAGUAUUCUGAAAGCCGUUCAUCCCGUUGUACGAACGAACCCUGUCUCGGGUUGGAAGAGUGUCUUCCCUGUCGGCGGCCACGUGAAGCACAUCAACGGCGUGACGGCAGAAGAGAGCAAGCACCUGUUGGAUUGGUUUCUGGACAUCUUGCAAAAGAACCAUGAUAUCCAAGUCCGUUUCAAGUGGCAGAAUGCCAAUGACAUCGCCAUUUGGGACAACAGAAGCACAUUCCACACAGCAACCUUCGAUUAUGACGAUCAAGGAGAAAGAUUUGGAAACCGGGCGGUUGGAAUUGGUGAAGCGCCUUACCAGGACCCCAAUAGUAAGGGACGUCGGGAGGCAUUGGGAAUCUCUUAUGUGACCGGACCUUGAAUAUGAGCAAAUGGACUAUUAAGUACUUGAAGAUGCCUCAGACCUUCAAUUGACUCCUAAAACACACACAGUGUGGAACCAAUGGCCGGAG
Molecule: messenger RNA, 1503 nt
Organism: Colletotrichum acutatum
Lineage: Eukaryota; Fungi; Ascomycota; Sordariomycetes; Glomerellales; Glomerellaceae
Product: TfdA family taurine catabolism dioxygenase TauD
Exons: 4
Coding region: 315-1412 (365 amino acids)
Cellular component (GO): cytoplasm
Molecular function (GO): 2-oxoglutarate-dependent dioxygenase activity
Source: RefSeq, a predicted model, not a curated record